AUGUCACGGAACAAAUCGAUCAAACUUGAAAGAGUGAAGCCCACUUGUCACCUUCCCGAUAAAGAAAUCCGCUCGCUCGCAAUCGAUCUCCGCAUCCAAUUGGAGUUUCUGUUCGUCCCACAACCUCAGGCUCUUUUGUUGACUGUAGACGCAGAUGGUGGAAGAUGUGCCGGAGGAGAUUACCACCGGAGAAGAAGAAGGAACGAAAAGGUGAAACGAUGUCGUUUCGAGAAACGUGAUGUAGUUUGUCGGUUUAGAACGUGA
Molecule: messenger RNA, 264 nt
Organism: Microthlaspi erraticum
Lineage: Eukaryota; Viridiplantae; Streptophyta; Magnoliopsida; Brassicales; Brassicaceae
Source: the annotation of a GenBank genome assembly